GGGGGUUGUGAAGAGCGGAAGCGGAAGUGUCACAGGCGUCCACUGCUUGUCCUGUCCUGAUCAUGGCUGCUGUGAUGGCCGCUGUCGGUUGUCGUCGGUUUAUAUUAUGUUUUCUUGCUGUCCUGUCGUGUUGCUGGGCGGACACUGAUAUCUUGAGCCCCGGGUCGGCUGGGGAUAAGUUCAAGGUGGAAGGCCGGGCUGUGGUGCCAGGGAUCAGACCGCAGGACUGGGUGAACAGUGCCCGGGUCCUGGUGGAUGGGGAAGAGCAUGUCGGCUUCUUGAGGACAGAUGGCAGCUUUGUGGUUCACGAUGUCCCCUCUGGCUCCUAUGUUGUAGAAAUAUUUUCACCAGCCUACCGCUUUGAGCCUGCUAGAGUAGACAUCACUUCCAAAGGAAAAAUGAGAGCUAGAUAUGUCAACCAUAUAAAGACAUCAGAAGUUCUUCGACUUCCUUAUCCUCUUCAGAUGAAAUCAUCUGGUCCCCCGUCCUACUUUAUUAAGAGAGAAACCUGGGGUUGGACAGACUUUCUAAUGAACCCAAUGGUAAUGAUGAUGGUCCUACCUCUUCUAAUUUUUGUGCUGCUACCUAAAGUUGUGAACACUAGUGAUCCUGAAAUGCGAAGGGAAAUGGAACAAUCCAUGAACAUGCUGAAUUCAAACCCAGAGCUCCCUGAUGUUUCUGAGUUUAUGACCAGACUAUUCACGUCCAAAUCUUCAAGCAAGUCUAGUAGUAGUGGCAAAGCGGGGAAGACUGGGGUUGGGAAAAGAAGGUAGUGCAAGAUGCCUAUUAUCUAACCAUCAAACUAUCUCAAUGGAAUCUGCAAAAUCUGAAUGCAGGAAUUGGCCACUAUGACUAGCUACAUGGCAUGUACUUGCUGUUAAUUCCUGCUUGCUGUCCUUGUUACCUUGAUACCUUGAAUUUUUAGGAUAUUCAUUUUCAUCUGGUAACGUUCCUUUGUCCUGGUACUUCAUGUAAAAAGUUUCUGUCGUGGCCGGUUAUUCAGGAUUGCAAAUUUAAACCGUCUUUUAUCUAUUUAAAAAAAUAAAUUUAAGUUCAGUACAGUAGAACUAUUCAUGGAGUGAUAUUCACGUUAUGGUUCGUUUGUUACACAAUGUAAAACCCAGACCUGGUUUAUUACCGAGGAUAUUAAGUUAAUGCAUAGUGUAAUUAAUAUUGUUUAUAAAGCUCUAAUAUAUUCUGUAUAUUGUAUAUUAAGUACCAUUUUCAGUUCUUAAUCUACUGCAAUAUACCUCUAAACUCAAAUAAUUCUGUCCUAAAAAAAAAAGUAACCAGAAGUAUGUAAUUGUGAAAAUAAAUAUACCUUAAAAAAUAGACUCAUUGUAUGUAGGCACACUUUUUUUUUUAAUGUUUUGACCUUACUACCUUGUAUUCGCUGGCUGCCACUCCUUGCUUCAGCCUUUAGGAGAGU
This is a messenger RNA of Pelobates fuscus (common spadefoot toad), 1429 nucleotides long. It is a transcript of the gene EMC7, whose product is annotated as ER membrane protein complex subunit 7. NCBI's taxonomy places the organism in Eukaryota, Metazoa, Chordata, Amphibia, Anura, Pelobatidae. The transcript has 5 exons. Bases 63 to 773 code for a protein of 236 amino acids. The record is from RefSeq and is a predicted model, not a curated record. Gene Ontology annotation, cellular component: EMC complex.